AUGAUGUAUGGAGAGUUACUUUAUAACUAUGAAGUUUAUCAAUACAGUUUUCCUAUUCUUGUGGAGAUUUCUUCUUCUUAUCCUACAUUAUUACCAUUUAUUAAACUUAACUUGCCUCACGUGCCACAUUGUUCCGUGUUGAAUAAUGAUGGUUCUUUUAAUUUGAAACAACUGGUAGGCAAUAAAACAUUGACCUUGGUAAAUAUUUUUGACCUGAUUAUUGUUCAAUUAAAGUUAAUUCCUCUUCAAUCAAUUCCUUUCUAUUUUCUGCCAAAUUCAUCAAGUGCCGUAGGUUCAUCUCAAUACAAGCCACAUAUAAUUCAGCCAAACUUAGUUAAUACUAAAACUGAAUCUUCUCUAGUCUAUCCUAAAGACAUCCAACUUCCAAAACAAAACGAAGUUAAAAAUGAACUAAUCACUAUUAAACCGAUAUUACCAAUAAAUAUUAAACCAAUAUUUCCUAUCAACACACAAAUCAAAAGUAAUCCAACUAAGCCAGCUCAAAAAAUUAUUACUGGAAAAGAAUAUAUACCAGGAUUCGAGAGCAUUAAUUCAUACCUUGAUUAUAUUGACUAUGAAAAAGAAUUAAAACACUAUGAGGAACUUUUAGAAAACCACCAAAUUACAAAGGAAGCUUAUAAUAUAUUCAAAUCAGGUAUUUAUCCAAAAGACCCAUUACCACCACCACCAGAGAGGUACGAAGACAUAUUGGAAUUGUACAAAAUUGGUAAUAUUACAAGGAACGAAAUUAAUUUAAAUGUAUCACCCUUAAGUAAAGAAGAAAGGAUUUAUAUUAAAAAUAUGGAUGAGCUUGAUGAAAUGCAAAAAACUUUUGCUGAAAUGUUUCUUGAUGGAGAGAUAGAAGAAGAAGAGAUGACAUUUCUAAAUAACAGUUAUAAAGAAUACCUUCAUGUAAAUCCAUAA
Messenger RNA from Entamoeba nuttalli P19, 924 nucleotides. RefSeq lists its product as hypothetical. The record is from RefSeq and is a predicted model, not a curated record. Bases 1 to 924 code for a protein of 307 amino acids. The transcript has a single exon. Lineage: Eukaryota; Evosea; Mastigamoebida; Endamoebidae.